This is a messenger RNA of Macrosiphum euphorbiae (potato aphid), 1998 nucleotides long. Lineage: Eukaryota; Metazoa; Arthropoda; Insecta; Hemiptera; Aphididae. The record is from the annotation of a GenBank genome assembly.
AUGAGGCGAGCGAGUUAUGGUGGUGGUAGUCGAGGAGCACCAAGAGGAAGCAGUAUGAACAGAAGCGAAAGUUAUAGCAACCGUGGCUCAAGUUUUGGUAGCCGUGGUGGUGGAGAUAGUGAUGGAUACAGACGAGGUGGGCCAGGAGGAGGUGGAGGAAAUAGUUUUAAUAGCUUAAAGAGUAAGCAACCUGGAGGGGCUCUACGUAAACCUAAAUGGGAAAAUGAGACACUUCAACCUUUCCAAAAAAAUUUUUAUACGCCUCAUUCAUUAGUUUUAAACCGUCCUAGGCUAGAAGUGGAAAAUUAUGUUAGGGAUAAAGAAAUUUCGUAUGUUGGUAGUAAUAUCCCAGAUCCUAUAAUGAAUUUCAACGAAGUCAUUCUUCCAGACUAUGUUUUUAAUGAAGUAAAAAAACAAGGAUUUAACAAUCCAACUCCCAUUCAAGCAGUUAGUUGGCCAAUUGCGUUGAGUGGACGAAACAUGGUUGGAAUAGCUCAAACAGGUUCUGGAAAAACUCUUGCUUAUAUGUUGCCGGCAAUAUUACACAUCAAUCAUCAGCCUCGUCUCUUACGUUAUGAUGGUCCUAUUGUUUUAGUACUAGCACCUACUCGUGAACUUGCUCAGCAAAUUCAACAAGUAGCGGUUUCAUUUGGCACCUCUACGUUUGUUAGAAACACUUGUGUAUUUGGUGGCGCUCCCAAAGGUCCUCAAGUUGAUGAUUUAGAACGAGGUGUAGAAAUUGUAAUUGCAACACCUGGAAGACUUAUUGACUUCUUGGAAAGGAACACAACUAAUUUAAAACGAUGCACAUAUUUAGUACUAGAUGAAGCUGAUCGUAUGUUGGAUAUGGGCUUUGAGCCUCAAAUACGUAAAAUUAUUGAACAGAUCAGGCCGGAUCGUCAAGUUUUGAUGUGGUCAGCAACAUGGCCUCCUGAAGUUAAAAAUUUAGCUGAAGAGUUUUUGGAUGAUUACAUACAAGUGAAUGUUGGAUCUUUAAAUUUGUCUGCCAAUCAUAAUAUCUCGCAAGUAGUUGACGUGUGUGAUGAUUAUGAAAAAGAACAAAAACUAUAUGCUUUGCUAACAGACAUAUUUUCUCAACCAGAUAACAAAACUAUAAUUUUUGUAGAAACUAAACGUUCUGUUGAUAAUAUUGUGAAAUUAGUAAACCGGAAUGGAUGGAGAUCCAUUGGAAUACAUGGUAAUAAGUCUCAAAAUGAACGCGAUCACACGUUGAAUCAAUUUCGUUCUGGCCAAGCAAAUAUUCUGGUGGCAACUGAUGUAGCUGCUCGUGGUUUGGAUGUGGAUGAUGUCAAAUAUGUGAUAAAUUUUGAUUACCCAAAUUCUUCCGAGGAUUAUGUACAUCGUAUUGGUAGAACUGGUCGUUCUAGCCGUACUGGAACAGCAUUCACAUUUGUUACCCCCAGCAAUGCUCGUCAAGCCAAAGAUCUCAUAUCUGUCCUACAAGAAGCUAAACAAGUGGUCAAUCCAAAGCUUUUUGAACUUGCAGAAAUGGCUGCUGCUGGAGUGUUUGGAAAGAUGGACCGUACCAAUCGUAGCCGUGAUCGUGGUGGACAAAAUAAUCGAGGCCGUGGUAAUCAUGACCAUGGUAGUCGUGGAAGCUAUAGUAGUGGUGGCCGAGGUACAUAUAGAGGAGGAAGUCGAGGUGGUUACUUGGGUGGAAGUCAUAGUUCUAGUCGUGAUAGCUAUACAAGCGGAAAUCAGGGAGGUCGUAGUGGGUUUACAGGAACUAAUCCUGUUAACAGCAUUAUGAGUAAUAAUAACAAUGGAACUGCUCCGGGUCGUGAAAGAGCAAGCAGAUGGGGUGAUAGCAAUAAUAGUCAAGUAACUCAGCACCAACCUACUAGUCAACAUCAACCAGCAUUUGUGUCGCAGCCGCCCGUUCAAAUACCUAAUAUGAGCAAUCCACCUCCUGGUUAUGCGAGUAGUUAUGGAUUCCAAGCGCCUCAACCUAAUAGUAACUUUAGAGGAGGUUUUUAA